This is a messenger RNA of Aureobasidium musti, 627 nucleotides long. The record is from the annotation of a GenBank genome assembly. Lineage: Eukaryota; Fungi; Ascomycota; Dothideomycetes; Dothideales; Saccotheciaceae.
AUGUCUUCGGCAACGUCUUUCCGCCAAUUGAUCGGGGUGCAGCCAUCAACAGCCAGCGUCGCCGAUAGCACUCUCAUCAUCAUCGACGCUCAGAACGAAUAUGCCGAGGGCAAGCUGAAGUGCUCAAACACGGCUUCCUCCAGGAAGGUUAUUUCAUCGCUGCUGCAAAAGUAUCGCGAGGGCAACGGGAAGGUCGUACACGUCGUCCACGACACUCCGGAUGGCGCACCUGUCUUCACGCCCGGCACCAAGCUGGCUGAAGAAUUCGAAGAGCUUGCGCCAAAGGAUGGAGAGAAAGUGAUCCACAAGAACUACCCUAGUUCUUUUGCAGGCACCGACCUUCACAAGCACCUAGGUGGAGGCAAGAUUGUGCUCACCGGAUACAUGGUAUGUUUGGCUACAGUCCUUCUCUUUCUAAGCAGGUUGCUGACAAGUGCANNGGCGCACGUUUGUGUAUCGACGACGGCCAGACAGGGAGCGGAGCUGGGCUACGAUGUGGUUUGCGUUGAGGAUGCGAUUGGUGACAGAUCGAUUCCAGGCGUCGAAGCAGAGGAGCUGACCAAAACUGCGCUGAACGAGAUUGCCGAUGCGUUUGGCACCGUCAUCCAGAGCAGCGAGAUCAAGUAG